AAAAUUCUUUUUUCCAGGAAACAGGAGCCAAAAGGAAAGGAAAUCUCAGAACUGCUGACAAGGCUUCUGGAUUGCACUCGGUACGAUGGCCGACUUCGACCAAAUUACGGCGGUGAGAUCUUAACUUAUAAGUGGUCAGUCAAAAUUUAUUGCCGGCGGAGAGAGGGGUUGGAGUCGGAGGAGACACAUGUUUUUCAUGGGGAACGGAGGGGCAAUCAGUCGUCGUCAACAGAGUAUAAAGGGUAACUAUAGAAAAUUGACCGCCAAAAACUGUCGAUGAAGGAGAUCAUAAGAAUAUUACUGAGCCAUUUGGGAGGAUCAGGUAAAUUCAAUCACUCACCCCCGGUGACACAUACGGACCGGUUUCGAAAUUAGGAGCUAAAUUUGUCUAAGGUUUGUUCGUAAUUGAGCGUCAAUUGCGCAAGUUUUUACUACCCGAGCUCGUGAUUGACUUUAGAAUCAAGUUUGCUUUUCGUAUUUCGGUUCAAGAAUUUCUACUUUUCUAAAGCUUGGAUACUUUGAAGAGGUCAGUCAAUCAUAAUACAGAUUAUACAUUGAAAUUGUAGGGGAGAGCUACACCGAUGGGUUAAAAAUAAAAAUACAGAUUAAGUUAAAGGCAUAAAAGAGUAGCAUUUUCAAUCAUAUUUUUAUCCUAUCGCUUCAUUAGCAGCUUACCGGGUGAGGAGCAACCAAAAGGUUUUUCUUUUUUACUUUUCUUCACGCAGUCAUGUAAACAUCUAUUGAUCUUUGUGUCUCUGCAGAAGGUCCAGUUGAAGUUUCGGUCGGGUUUUGGAUUUUGUCAAUUGAAAGAAUUGAUGUAGUCAACAUGGUGCGUAAUUACAUUAGAAAGAAGUUUGAGGCCGAUGUUCAAAUAUAUUCUUUAGCAUCCAUUAAUAAAUCCACUUGCUGUAAGAAUCUGAAAGCAAUUAACACAGAAAAAAAUUGAGUUUUCAUUGUUAAAAGAGCAUUAGGUCGCUGCUUUGAAGUGAUCCUCUUUCCCAACUUCAAUCCAUGAAGCUGGCUGAUAUCUUUCACUGCUGAGUUUGAAUUUUCUUCUUUUCCCAUAAGGAUUUCACAAUCGACAUAUUUCUUCGACAACAAUGGACCGACAAGAGACUGGACCACGGUCUGAAUCACACCAUCACACUCAGCAGCCGCUGGGCCAUGAAAAAGAUCUGGGUCCCAGACUCAUAUUUUGUGAACGCGAAAACUGGCCGCAUGCACCAAGUAACCACUCCUAAUAUGAUGCUUAUGUUAGGUCCCGGAGGAGUGAUAAAAUACAAUGCAAGGUACUUUAGUCAAAUCUGUCUGUUGCUAGCGUUCUAUUAGUGAAGACGAUGUGAAGCUGUUGUAAUAACUAAAUGUCUGGAACAAGAUUGCAUUACAGAAAGGAAGAAAGUUAUAUUUGUCAAUGAACUCUUCGAGUCGAAAAAAUGUUAGGGACUAAAUAACGGGCGUGAAAGACCGAACAUUUUGAGUCUGAUGUGAGGACUCGAAUUUCAAAAUUUCAGAGAUCCAAGUCUGGAUCUGACGCCAUCUCGGUCGGUGCUAGAUCAUCAGACCGCGAAAUGAGAAAGUCUUACAACAAUCUUCGGAGAGACAAGGAUUUAUUUUUUUAUUCGAAAUAUUGACGGUUGGUAAUUUUUUAUUAUUCAACAGGAUAACAAUCAAAGCAGCUUGUCUCAUUGAUUUGCGAAAGUUCCCAAUGGACAGUCAAGUUUGCCCGCUGGUGCUGGAAAGCUGUAAGCUGAGUUGGCUUUACACGCAUAGUUAAAAUACGACGGUGACAGACAGGAGGAUUUGAUUUUUAGGGGAACUGUCCAUGAAUAAUUGCUGGCGAAUUCGUAAAUUGCUUACCAACUUUGUGACUGACUGAACGACUGGUUGACUGACAGAGAUGCUGAUGUGUUGACUGAUAUACUGAUUUACAGGUUGAUAGACUCUUUGAUUGCUUAACUGACUUACUCACUGAGUAACUGACUGACGAGUUAACAGACUGGUUGAUGAAGUGUCUGACAGGUUAACCUGCUGGCUGGCCAACUUAACGAAUCACCGUCUAACUGACAGACACACUUACUGACCAUCUGACUCCCAGAAGUUUGAUUUUUGACAUCUGAUUGACGAAGUUAGCCAUACCUGCUGACUGAUAGAGACGCUUAAGGACGGACAGACAGAGAUAGGCCGGGACACGCCUAAAUAUAGGUAGAUGGACCGAAAGAAAGAACGCAAACAAACGAAUAUAUAGAGAGAUAUAUCAGGCAUAAAGAAAAAGAAAUAAUAAAAGUUGUCCUAUGCAGUUCAUUUGCAUUAUUUUUGUUCUCCAAGAUGGCUAUAGUGCAGAACAUAUUCGAUAUAACUGGGAAGUCUCUGGAACAGACGGCCAGUCUUUUGUUCCAUCCGAAUUCCGCCUUAUGCCGAACUAUAACCUGACAAACAUCAACCUCUCGCUCACCAUGAACAAAUAUGUUGUUGGUGAGUAACAAUAUUUCACUUGUUUGCCUAAUUAUCCUUUUACAUCUAGAAACAUGACGUUUAGAGUUUGGUGAUUUUCACUAGUUGUCAUUAGAAAAAAACACAAUAAUCUCUUUUAAAAAAACUACCCCAAAAGUGAAGAAAAUGCCUCAAAUUUGGUCGACCAUUUCCUUGUGGGCAAGGCAGAUAUUCUCCUCAAUACGCUUUAUAGGUAUGUACCACUGCCAAACGGUACGGUUUUUCUGGAAUCGUUCUUGUCUGAAAAUGAGGAGAGACUUUUGAGCACUAUACUAUGGUCUAAAUCGGGUGUGGUUUUCGAAGAACCAAGAGAGGAAAUAAAUGUAAUUGUUGUUUUCAACCUCACAUGGAUAAAAGAGAAAGACAAGUAUUAUGUCAUUCAAGCUGUAUCUUGGGGCAAUUUUCACGAACUCUCACCUUCUACACUAAUUUCUAAAUAACUAAAUAAUUAAUUUCGCCUCAAAACCAAAGCUAGCUUUAAAACGGGUAAGGAUUUUGACGGCUAGGGCUGAAAAUUGGUUUUGAAAAUGGAAUGUCUAGUCUUUUCGUCCCAAUUAGAAUCAUGUCAGGAACUGGAAAAACCUGGCAGUUCAUGUACACCCUCUCUCUAUUCAUUCCGAGGGGUAACUCCUUAGGUCAAAUUUUGAAACACCAACUGAGGUCAUUCCAAUUCAUUUACAAAUAUUGCAGUGUUCUCUUUGUCUUUGUUAUCAGGAAAUUUCUCGGGUGUAUGUGCGACAUUUACCUUCAAACGUUCCUACAGCUACUUUUUAAGUCACAUAUAUGGCACAAGUUCUGUAAUUGUGGCUAUAUCGUGGAUUGGGUUUGUUGUUCCUUUUGAGCAAACCGCUGCCCGAGUUGCUCUUGGCAUUACGUCGUUAUUGACGGAGGUCACCAUUUUGAACAUGAUGAACAACUCUAUGCCAAAGGUACACGUCUGCUAAAGUAUCGGUAUUAAUCAACGAUUGCAUCAGUUUUGCUUUAUUUUGCGGCGUAAUGUUGAAAUCAGAAGAUUGCUAUGUUGGAGUAGUCAUGAGUUUGUUUGUUCCUCUUGUUAAAGGUGAGUUACGUCAAAUCAAGCGACAAGUAUCUGAUUGGUUGUUUUGUGUUCGUGUUUUUGACCCUCAUCGAGUACUGUGUCGUGCUGUUGUUGAAAGCAAAGCAAAAGCAAAGGAGUAUCAAGUCCCGUAAAACUACCAGAAAACAGGUGAGGUAAAUAAACUAAUAAAAAAUAAACUGACAAGUAAAGCAGAAGUUCACGUUAGUUUUCCACAGGAUACUUUUCUGCACCAUGCCAGGGUAUUUCGUCUUUAAGAGAAAAGGAGAAACGACAGCAAAAGCAACUAAAACCAUAGAAGACAUUAGAUUGUGAAACGGAAAAAUUGGGAGCCUUGAAACCAAAGUAGAUAAACACAACUAUCAAUUUUUUUCAUUCUUAACGUGGUCACAUAGAACAUUUCUCGUGUGGCUCAGUUUAAAGAACAACAGCCAACCAUAACUUUAUUCACGAGCACCUCUAACCAAAGGCUGCUUCAAAUUAAAAUAACUUUAUUCAUGAGUACGUAGCUCUGACCACGAGUACUUCUAACCUAAGGCUGCUUCAAAUUAAAAUAGUUUGACCAAUAAUUAGUAAUAGGCUGGAGAAAAAAAAGAAAUCUUUGUCACUUUACAGCCGCCGUUUUUAUUGAUCACUAUGCUAUAGACUGCUGUUGGUUCUACUCUAUCGUAUUACUUAUGCUGUACGUCCUGUUGAGCCAGUAUAAUUAACUCAUGUAUCUUAGCAGAAAAACGAUGAGAAUUGUGACCAUGUGGAAGCGAAGGACUGGAUAAGGAAUGGCACUCUAACCAACACAAGGGAGAAUGACCUCAAUUUUCCUCAUGGUAGUUUGAAGAAAGCUACAAACAAAUACUCUUCAGGGUACACCUUGGCUACUUUCAGAGAUGCUGAUGUUGGUGCUCUCCUUCCCUGUAACAAAUCACAGAUGCACUGUAAAACAUUUGUUAAACAAGUCGAAGCAAGGAUUCUUACAGAUACGUUUAUUUUGAGCAUUGACGAGUAUUCCUUCAGACUUUUCCCUCUUGCUUUCGCUGUGUAUAAUGCUUGCUACUGGAUGGAGUAUAUUUAAUUGGACACUGUUAAGCCAGCUCAUGCAAAAGAGCCAAUGUAAAAAACCGUAUCUACAAAGAACUUAAACGAGAGAUCGAAACUGAAGUCUGACGAAAGCCACCAAGUCUUUAUCCCAGGAAAGUAGCCUGACCAAUUUGCUCCCAGGAACCAGACUUGUAGCAUCUGAUUGGUAAUGGUAAGAGGAGCGAGUAGAGUCCAAUUCGGUCUGUAAUACGAGUGAUUAACAAAAUCGGAAAGUAGUUGUUGCUAUGGUUAUUGUGAUCAACUCUGUGAUUGGUGGAUCUAGCUGAGUGGAAUUAGUAUGAUUGGCUGCUUCAACUGUUCGGUUACAGGUGUCGGAUUACAGCCAACUUUCCGAUUACACUGUCCGAUUACAACUGUACAGAAUGAUAAGGGAAAAAUAAAGCAGCUAAUGCACCAAUCACAUUUAAGGAAAUUGUAACGGUUAUGAUUAAGAGAUAAAUCUUAAAUUGACCCAAAUGAUGAAUUUCGCUCAGAUUUUCGAAGCUAGCUCGAAGAACAAAAGCCAAUUUUCCGAGGGCCUUACUCAAAUUAAAUGCUUUCCUAAACUACUUUGUUUUUCUUUAAUUUGCGAUGUUAUGCUGGCGUUGUGUAUUAAUGUUUUGUGAUUUCUCUACAUGACGUCGCAAUUGUUUAAGAUCCUUCAAAAAGCUUCAUCCACCUGGGGUUUGUUGAAGUCCUAAAUGUAAUAACUUUCCGAAAUGUGACAAACUCCUAAAUGUAAUAACAUUUGGUCCUAAAUGUAAUAAAGUCCUUCAUGUAAUAACAUUUAGUCCUAAAUGUAAUAAGCCUCCAAUGCAAUCGUUUAACUCCUUCAGUGCAUUGUUGUUAUGGCGGACAUCCACAUUGACAUGUCAAAGUGACAGCUGUUACACCAAAAAACCGCUGACCAGUAUAUAUAUAUAUAUAUAUAUAUAUAUAUAUGUCACAUUGCGGGCUCGCUGAUAUAAAUCAGCGUCUUUCUACUUGACAUAAGACAUAAGAAACAUCAGCGGUCAGCGGUCUAUUGAUCGAGUUGAAGAAAAUCAUUUCCAGCCCAAAGUGGGCUAGUGCUUGGCUGGAAGCUCAAUAGGAUGGAAUUGAUUACUACGUACUCAUUAAGAAUUUUUUUGACGAGAAAUUGACUACAAUUGAUGAUGAACUAGCAUGCUAUUGUUGAUGUUAUCGUUCGUGUUAAAGUCUUCAGUAGUGAUGCACCAUUUUAGAGCAGUUUGAAUGACUUCGCUGUGUCACAUGUUAAUCCAAAAGAAAAUUAUUAUUAUCAGUAGUGUUACUGACAUUUUGCACAUCAAUGUUAUUCAGUGUCAACUGAUUUUAAUGAAGCAUUUGGGUUCAUUUUUAAGAAUGACUAUCCUGAUUUAUUCAAUUUUGAACCUGGGAUAUUGCAUUUCUAGCCCUCUAUGGCUUUACUCCACCUCGGUAAUCAGUUCAUGUACCAUAUGACUAAGUGGAAACUGUUGAGCUUUCUUUUUCAUCCAUCUAUUUAUAUAUUCAUUUUCUCCCCUCACGGCGGGGAGGAGAUGACGACAAAAAAAGUAAUAUAAACUUGAGAUCAACUGUAAAAUGUAUGUUUUCCCGAUACUUCGGUUCGGGAACUGAUGAACCUGUCAUAAUGGGCUAAAGGCAGAAAAAAAGAAUGGUUCAUUAGACCAUCAACUGACCAUCUUGUGUUGAAUAUUGUAGCUCAAUGAUUCAAUUUCACUCUUGCGCGGAAAAAAGGCAACAUCUCGAGACCUAUGAUCGUGAAAUGGGAUAACAUAUGAUUGGUCAGUAGAUAUAUUGCUCUGUAAGUCACUUUAUCAUAUAGCUAGUAGCGCACGCGGGCAAGAUGAAGUGAAUCCUGUGUUCUGAUUGGCUACCUGAGCAGGCAUGAUGGGCCCACCCUCGCCCGCUCGGGAUUCCCCGUAUUGAUCCCACGCAAGAAAACUUACAAAGUUCGUAACUUUUGGACAAUGUUGGCAUAAUCAUAUAAAAAAAUUAACGACCUUCUUGGGUUUAUUGUCCUGCAAGCACAGUUGGCUUUCACUAUCGGCUCUCUAAAUAAACAGGCCAUUCUUGAUUCUUAUCAAAGCGAAAUCUUUUGCUGUACAAUGAAUCCUUUAAUGAUUAAGCCAGGAGAAUAUGAACUCUCUUGACCAAGCUUGUAUGGUCAAGAUUUCUGGGUAUUAGCCUCGUUCUUUUUCUACUUUUUUAUGGACCGAGACUUCGUCUUAGUCCAUAAAAACGCAAAAAAAAAGAACUCGGCCAACAUCCAGCCAUUUUGACCUCACGCUUGGUCGAUAACACAUAUGAAUAUAUUUUAUACCGACCCAUACAAUUCUGGCAUGGGAAGACAGUACAAAAAAUGCACUUCCGAACCCGGAAUUUGUCUAACGUAUAAGUCGGUGGACUUCCUUUUCCUUGUAAUUCGGUUCAUGAAGUGUUAAUUUCAGCACUGAUAUCAGAAGUAUAUCGUCAAAAUCUGUUACACUUAAAAGUCUGAGCCAAGGAUAUAAAGAUAGCUAUUGGUCAGCGUUCUCAUUGCUUUUGCGUCCGUCAAUUUGAAGCCAAAAGCACAUCAGUAUCAGUAUAAGGUUUUGUAGCCAAUGCUUCUCAAUCUACGUCUUUAGCAAAUAAAAAGUCGCUGAUUAAUAUCAGUGAGCCCGCGAUAUGCCAUGAAUACUGGUCAGAGGAUUCUUUGGUGCAACAGCUGUCACUUUCACAUCUCAAUGUUAGCGCAGUUAAACGAUUGCAUAGGAGCCUUAUUACAUUUAGAACCGAACGUUAUUACAUUGAGGGCUUUAUUACAUUUAGGACCAAAUGUUAUUACAUUUAGGACUUUAUUACGUUUAGAACAGUUAUUACAUUUAGGACUUCUACAGGCCUAUCAUGCCCACUCAGGUAGCCAAUCAGAACACAGGAUUCACUUCAUCUUGCCCGUGUGCGCUGCUAACUAUAUGAUAAAGUGACUUACAGAGCAAGAUAUCUACUGACCAAUCACAUGUUAUCCCAUUUCACGAUCACAGGUCUCGACAUGUUGCCUUUUUUUUUUUAACCAUUGAGCUACAACAAUCAACACAAGAUGGUCAGUUGAUGGUCUUAUGAACCAUUCUUUUUUUUCUUUUAGCCCCUUAUGACAGGUUCAUCAGUUCCUGAACCGAAAUAUUGGGAAAACAUAUAUUUUACAGUUGAUCUCAAGUUUGUAUUUUAUUUUUUGUCUUCAUCUCUUCUUCCCGCCGUGAGGGAAGAAAAUGAGUAGAUAAAUAAAUGAAUGAAAAAAGAAAGUUCAAUAGUUUCUAAUAUCCCAGGUUCAAAAUUGAAUAAAUAGUCAUUCUUAAAAAUGAACUCAAAUGCUUCAUUAAAAUCAAUUGACACUGAAUAACAUUGAUGUGCAAAAUUUCAAUUACACUACUGAUAAUAAUAAUUUUUUGGAUCAACAUUUGACACAGCAAAAUCAUUCAAACUGCUCUAAAAUGGUGCAUCACUACUGAAGACUUUAACACGAACGAUAACGUCAAUAAUAGCAUGCUAGUUCAUCAUCAAUUGCAGUCAAUUUCUUUUCCAAAAAGUCUUAAUGAUUACGUAGCAAUCGAUUCCAUCCUAUUGAGCUUCCAGCCAAGCACUAGCCCACUUUGGGCUGGAAAUGAUUUUCUUCAACUCGAUCAAUAAACCGCUUUAAGGAUCAUACUUUGACUGCUGAUAUUUCUUAUGUCUAGCAAGUAAAAAAACGCUGACUGAUAUCAGCGAGCCCGUAAUGUGACAUGUAUGCUGGUCAGCGGUUUUGAUGCAACAGCUGUCACUUUAACAUCUCAAUGUGGAUGUCCGCUAUAACAACAAUGCACUGAAACGAUUGCAUUGGAGGCUGAUUACAUUCAGUACUAAAUGUUAUUACUUUUAGGACCAAAUGUUAUUACAUUUAGGACCAAAUGUUAUUACAUUUAGGACUAAAUGUUAUUACAUUUAGGACCAAAUGUUAUUACAUUUAGGACCAAAUGUUAUUACAUUUAGGACGGUUAUUUCAUUUAGGACUUCAACAAGGUUUCUUUCAAAAUCACCCUUGUCAAAAUAAUGAUUAUAAACUCCUGUGCCAUUGAUUAGUCGGAUUAAUUAGACUGCUGAUGCGUCGAUGACGCUUAUCAUAACUUCUGUGUUAAUGAAGACCAAAGAAAAGUACGAUCGCAGUAAAGCCGUAAAAGAUAUCGAGUGUUUUUUGAUGGCAAAAGUGCAACCACAUAAGCCUCUUGUUCUAACAGAUCUUAUUUACAAGACAAAUGCGUUCCCCGUUGUUUAGGAGAUCAAACAGCACAGCAGUCGUUUUUAAGAGAGCUGAAAGUGCAAGAAAAGUCCACAAAGGGGGGCUUUAGUGUUGUCAAACUUCUAAUUUCGUAUGCAUCCUGAUCGAGUACUUUGCGGCGAAACUAACUCGAUCUGUUAAACUAUGUAACGACGCUACAAGAUUCUUGAUCAAGAAAUGGAGGGUAUCCUUACCCAACAAUGGUGCUCAGCGUUGGGUUACAAACAGGUAAGUUAACAGAAUUCAUGUUUGAAAUUCCAUAAAGCAUUACUCGGAACAGCAUUAUUAUAAUCACGACUUAACUGUUUUGAUUCGGUAACGGCCGUGAGAAACCAAAAGUCGCAUUUUACAUUGACAUCCCUUUAAAAACGGACUAGGGUUUUUCACCUUGAAUAAGGAUUCUGCUUUAAAUUUUGCACUCUUAAACAUAUUUAUCGCAGCAGGAUUAAGCUAUAUUAGAUGCAGUUAUUAAGAGCUAAUAAUGUCAGCAUGCAUCAAACAAACAGCGGCAAGUAACCCAACCAUAAUUUGACCAUAAUUUGACUUUAGCCGGUAAAGGAAUCAUUAAUGGAUCUGGACAUUUUAGUUUUCUGAAUGAAGUAAUUCCUGAAAGGUUUUUCUAGUUGUCAUGCAAAGAGGAAAAAAUACCCAUCUCUUUGUAUUUCGGAGGUUGAUUCAUCUUUGAAUUUCUGUGUCACGCUUGUCACGCAGCUGAUAUAAUAAGAUAGAGAAGAUAUGUAAACUGGAACUCAAAUCUGGCUAGAAUGUGGUAGAGCAUAAUUAACGUGAAACAGCUGAUAAAAUCAUAAAUAAACAAGGUAAGAGUGUUCUGUUAGAUUUUUUUGCAAAUUGUAGUGAUUUAUGUCAGUUAACGGUGGCGACAAGUAGGCGCACCAUGUAUAUUUCAUGGUCGCUAGCAAGUAAAUUUUGCCGGACUUUGAGUUCGUCUCAAGAUAGAACAAUACCAAUACACAAGGAAGUUUUUACAGUACCUUAAUAACCAUCCUUUUGUCUUUUAAAAGUUUGAAGCUCAGUAGAUUCUGUCAUAUCGGUCAGUGUUAAAACUGUCUUUGUUUUGAUGCUACUUUUCGGCAUAGCAAAAGUAUGUCGGACAAAAAUAUUCACCAAAAAGUAAAUAUUUCUUUGCCAGCUUCAAUAAUGAAAGGGGAUCAAGUUUAGAUGAUAAAACAAAACAUUAUGUUGACAGAAAUGCCGGAGGUCAAGUGGAAUCGUUACAUGAGGUCACACAACUCGGGUAAUAUUUAAGGUGAAAAUUUCUAUAUUUGAGCGGUCGAACGAAAAAAGUCAUUUCUCAAAAACUAAAAUGUAUUUUCACAAAAAAAACUACACCACAAUUAUUAGAACAUAUUGGGCUAAAACAUAUUAAAGUAGGAGUGAAACGAAUUUUGGGUGACUUGCCACAAUAUUUCAAAUUUGUUCGAUGGAUGCUGACAUACUCUCUUAAAAAUUUGUAACCUCAUCGUCGUUAUGCUAAAUCUGGUAAAAAAUGGAAUAGUGUCUCCUUUUUGGUGAAAAUCAGAGUAGCACGAAGUAAAGCCCCCGCCAUGGAGAAAAAAAAACAUUAAGAACGUGCUUGGCACCAUUUAACAUCACAUCACCUUUAUUUCACCUCGGACUUACAAGAGUAGCUGUAUAACUAAUUUCUCCGAGAAAGAAAAAAACAGAAAAUAAAUAAAUAAAAAUAAAAUCGUAUAUUAUAUACAGUACAUUAACUACUAUCUACAUAAAUUACAAUUGCAUUGAUGUUCGAAAGAAAUUUGGCAUAUUUUGGUUCUGAACUCAUUCAAGGACGUUAAUGACCUUAGGUCCUCUGUUAGUUUGUUCCACAUGUUUGCAGAAGUGUAUCUGAAGGAAAGAAGACCAUAAGUGGUUGUGUUAACGUAUGAGAUAACAAGUUUCCUUGAUCCUCGUAAUGUUGCUUUCAGUAUUUGUCAUUUGAAAAAGACCACGUAUGUACUUCGGCAUCGUUUCAAACUGAAUUGCCUUAAAAACUGUUUUCAUCAUGUCUUGGCACCUGAUACUAUACAAAUCACUAGAAUUAAAUUUGCUCAGUAGCUCCUGGAACGAUACCGUUAGAGGCGACCAAAGAACCUGGCGGAAGUUUAUCAAAUGAUCAUCGUGAGAUCACACUUAAUUUCCUUGACAAUUCUAUUUAGGUCAUAAUCCAUUCUUGAACUUCUUGUUUUAUCUCAAUUUCAUCCAGUAGGUAUGGAAUAGGUUUAAGCAUAGCUAAUGAUAAAAGGACUCGAGCUGGGAGGUUGUCCAUGGUUUUAUAUUGAGGCUAUCCUGCCUGAGUUCGUAAAGAGUCUGAAAGAAUAAACAACGUAUGGUUUCCUCAAGUAGACAAAAUAACAGAGAUGGAAACUUUUUGGUGCGUCAUUUGAGUUCGUUCGGUGAGACCCCCUUUAUCAUAUAGAGAUUUAUAAACGUUCCUUUCUCUUUUUAAAAGGUUUUAAUGUUUUCUUUCUUCACUGGAAAAUGCACAAAAUCUUUGCAAGAUGUAUUGUUACGUAUCAAAUUAAUUUCGCGAGGCAUAUGCAGUGAAAAGAAAAUCGCUAUGAUGAAAACAUCGACACAGAUGCUUUUAUAAUCCUAUACAUUCGUAAGAAGCAGAGGAGAGAAAAACAUAUUUUUUCAUCAAUUAUUUAACUGAAUGCUUUUUAACUUUUGACCUUUAACUGAAUUUUUAAAGUUGAAGUACUUUACCGAGCUCACUUUUGGAUUCCUUAUAUUUGCAAAGCUAAGCAGUUGACUUAAAAAGUACGACGAAACAAAAUUUGCUUGCGACAAAAUGUCGUUUUUCAAAUCUUACAACUGUGAAACCUUUUAAAAUGGAAAACGCAGCUACAUAUAGGGAUGGUAAUUUCUAAAAAGGUUGUUUUGUUAGCUGCACAGCCUUAUUGAACAGAGAAAGUGUGGCUUGAUAGAAUAGGAAAUGAAUUUAUGAAUAUGUAAUAAUUUUCCUCAAACGACUCUGAAUUGCGUUGACAUUUUCAGAAACUAUCAGCGAAAAGCAAGAAAUUGUAUUUAAAAAAGAGAAUUUUAUGAAUUUCAGGAGAGGGUUAUUAUGGUGCUCAAUUAUUUAUAACUCUAAACGGAUCUGGCGGUAAAUUUCGUGAAUUAUCCACUCAUUUAGCUACCUCUUAUUCAAAAACCCUUUUUAAUUUCCAACUUUGAAAUCACUAAACGAAUAAACAAGUAUUUAAAUAAAUAUACAAAUGAAUGAAGUAGUAAAUAAAUUUAACUUUUUUGUUUGUGGCGAUUUAAACGCCGCUAUGAUCGCUGCAUGAAAACUUUAAAGUCCUCGUGAGUUUUGAUCCACUGAGUACUUUCAAAUUGUCAGUGCUACGCGGAGAAUUUCGAGAACAAUGUCGCUACGAGAAGCAAUGCGUGGGAAAGAGAUAAUAGACGAACAUAUGCCCAGCAUGUCAAUAGAAAUUACAGGCUCCUCGAUCAUAAGUUCUGAUCUUAAUUUUAGAAGCGAUCGCUAACUGCGAAGGAAAUUACUUCGGUAGCUUAAUAAUCCCUUUGUAAAGGUGAAGUAUUUUUCCCGUUUUUUAUUAGCUUUACUGUAUAUUUUUUCAGUGUUUACAGUUUGUGACCUUACGACUUUCAGAUGAAUUAACCAAAGGCAAUAGUGACAAAAUUGAACUCGUUUGGCUUAUUAAUAUUUACAAGUACGAAAGCCUUUGGCAAAAAGCGAGAAAGGUCUCAGGUCUGGUGUUUCAGUGGGGAACAAGUUUAAGGUACCAAGUGGUAUGUUUAUGUUAAAUCUUGCCAGCAAAACUGGCCCUCAGCUGAUAAAUUGCAACUUUACUUCUUAGUUAUCUUUAUUUCCUUUACGGGAUCUGGAGACUGAAAGUUAAAUGUGCGGGUAGAUACGUAUAUUAACGAAUCAUACUGUAUUUAAAAGCUCGAACUUGGAUGUCUAAAUAGUCAUUAAUUACCUCGAAGUUAAAAACAAUAUUUUAAAGUAAACCUCAAAUGUCGAUUGAUUAAAGGGACGAGAUCCAAACUCCGACACCUUCAAUAGAAAUGCAGGAUUUUAAGACCCCUUGAAAAGGCUGAACAAGAUUUUGAGAUAAGAUAAAAAAUUAUGUGAGACUCCGCGAUUCGUGAGGGCCAUAAUGACGUAUUACGUUGGUGUUGGCGAAUCGGUUGCCUGUGGGAGUGGGUGUGCAGAGUCUCACCGGUACACUCAUAGAAAGCGAUUGAAAGCCAACUUUGCCAGUGUUCAAGGGAACAAGGUUAAGGUUGAUACAGUCAAAACCUGUAUUAAGCGGACAUCCACGGGGAAUGACCGCUUCAUACAGGUUCCACAGAAUAAAGAAAUUACAAAGGAACGAUAAAAAAAACGUGAUUUUAUUCCAUAAUCGACCACUUAAUGUACGAAAUGCGUCAACAAUACUACCAUCAUGGAUAAAGACCACUGAGCAGAGGUGACCGCUUAAGAGAGGUGAAAAGUACAGUACUUCAGUUGUAAAAAAUUCGGAACGUUGCCGCUCUGUACAGGUACGAAUGCGAUGAAAAAGAAGGUUAAUCUUUCUAUCGUGAUACGGGCGUAUGUUUUCGUCAAGGAAAUGAUUAUCGAGUGAUAUGAAUUAUAUUGUAAUGGUGAUCAGUUAGCUUGCAUACACUGUCGAAUGUGUAUGAGUCUACUUUUAAAUUUUGGAUAUAAUUAAAUUAGCGAGGGAGCCAAUAACAGUAGUUUUUGCAAUUGUGUGGGCACAAUUCCAUCUGCAUGGACGAUCAAAAGACAUAGUCUUAAUAGGGAAGGAUAAAAUUAACUAAAUGACCAUCGGAACCUUUAUCAAUUAUCCAAUCAUAAUUCUGGUGCAUGCCUGAAGAGCAAACAUUCACAUGUGGGAUGCGGCUGUGAUGAUAAAAUGAUUUCGUGAUUUAAGUUGAAAGGGUGCGCUGUAAAAAAAAUUAGUAACACUUGCUGGUUUCUCUAAUCUUUUUUCUCUUCUUUCUAUCUCUUUUUUUUCAAGCGCGCCUUUUAGUCAACAUUUCUACAAAUUGGUAUAAAGUACUAUAUUUCGAAUCUGAAUUUUUGUUGACAUGAAUGAACGUGUGGGAUCUUUAAAAGCUUGGAUGAUGUCUUGUUGUUGUUGUUGUUUUUCCUCGGUAUAAGCAAAACGAUAAUUAAAAAUAAUUGUAAAAUCAGGCAAAGAAGCGGUUGAUAAUUAAUUGGUUAGGAUGCUGUGGAACUGUUGUGUUACAAUGGCCGUUUUUAUGCUAGAGACGUUAAAGUUGUCUAAGACGUUAAAGUCGUCUCUCCAAUAACUGCGGUAGCAUUCUUGCCUUGGCGCUUGGAAAAACAUAAUUACUGCAAUAGAAGUACUCCCGCUGAAACUAAAACAGGUACACACGGUAUGCAAAUCGGUUACCUACUGAUUUUGCUUCAAAUGUUUUUAUUUUUUGGUUAUGUUUGAUGUUUCCCGCCAAGAGCACCAUUCAAAGAAUGAACUUUCGAUAAGACAGCGAAGAGAUAUGAGUAAAUAAGCGUUGCAAUUAUGACAUCAGAGAUUUGAAAGCAGAAAUUAAAAUGAUUGCUCCGUUGAGGCCGAGGCGAUAAUUAAGAUUUAUUUCAGCUAGAUUUCUAGCAUGAUAUCUUUAAACUCGGGAUCUCAUGUAAAGAGAGUCAAUUAUUCAUGUUAUUUUAUUGAAUUGAGCAAAACAUCUCUCUCAAAGAGAGUAUCCAAACAGAAGAAAUUUCUGGUCUGAGGUUCCUUUGUGUCUUUCAUCCUCCCUGUCUUUUACCAAGAAUUUAAUUUUAAAAUACUAAGAUGAUUCAACUUUAAAUUGCUAUUGUGUGCUUAAACCAAGUAAUGUGUUGAUUUGUCUACUAACACAACGUGCAAAUUUUCCUUUACAUCAAUAAUUCAUCGCUGUUAUUGUACUCAGAGAACUCGCUUUCUCAUUGGCCUUGGUAUUUUUAUUUACCCUACGUACGACAGUAUUUUAUUAAUAGUGAUUUCUUCACAAUUAUAGAAUUAGAAGCCCCUCGAAAAUUUUUUAACAAAAAUACUACAAUUUGUCAACCUCUAAAUCGUUUUUGUCAAUAUUUUAGGUCACAAUGGGAAUCCUUAGAAAACUCUCUCUGGUGGCUCUUCUCUGUGAAUUUCUCUACAUGGCUGGAGCCAGGUAGGUUAUUCGUUUGAAUUUAGCACAUUUAUUUUGACGAUUUUUCCAAAAAAAAAUUCUUUCAAAGAAUACGCUACAGCAGUCUUUCAGAUAUAUUGUUCCAUGUAAAGUCAUUCUCGCAAAACCAAGACGAGUUCUCAUAAACGAGGUUUAUCGGUUGGUGUGUUUAUCAUUUGCUCGUGUAACGCCAAGGUGGUCAAGAUAAAUACGGAUAGCUCUGUGGUGAUACAUCAAAAAGGGUAUUCUCACUCAUGGCCCGAAAUUUUUGUUUUUACGUUUAGCUUGACUGUAAUUUUCAUCAUCGAGAAAGCCGGAGUACUUAAUAUUUACCUCUAAUUUGAUUUAAAUUUUGAACAUGUGGCUCAUUUGUUUGGUCUGAAGUAGACUUUGAAUGGUAUGAAAAAAAUUGUGUCCCUCAUUUGAAUCUGGUAUGGUGACCUCUUAGUACACGGAAUCUACCGAAAUACGGUCUUCGCAAUAAUCGAGAUUAUAAUGCAUCUUGUUUGCCCCUUUUUAUUAAGUAUAAAAUUUUCAAACACCUGCUUCACCAUAUUGUUCCAGAAUCGAAUCUAACUGCAGAAUAUGCGGAGUAGUUGCACUGAGAAAGUCCUUAGUUAAUCGACUGUAGCAGUGUAUCGUUCUCGUUUAUUGCGUUAAGGCUCACAAAGAAACUCCUCUAUUGUAGUUGCUUACGCACCAAACGCUUUUGAUAAGUACAAUUUUGAUUUUAUAAGGACUGAAUUCACUCGUAUUUUUAUUAUUCAUAUCCUCGUAUCUUAAGUUUGGAAUUUCAGCUAUCACUAAUCAUUGCUCUGAACAGAUGAUUUGUUUUUAUCAAAGACGAAGGGCUAACGCUCGAAACGUCAGCUUAUUAACUCUUCAAGGAGGCCAAUUCACGUUAUCAACUCAGUUGAUGAAACCAAACUAUCUUAUUCAACAUAUACUCCCCGCAGACGCAGCACCACAGUUUCCUCAGAAACUUUUCCUCUUUUAUCCAUUGCUCUGAAGACACUAAGAAUGUUUUUUUCACGAUAACAAUUUUCCGUUAGAAUCUUUACGAUGUCAGGCUCCGGUUCUGUGGAGGUUAAAGACACCCAAACCAACCAAUGAAACAGGACGGACAAGUGCGUGGGCAUGAUAUACAGAACUAUGUGUGAAUUGUUUUUUUUAUCAACUAUUGUGGUCACCUGUGAUCUAUAGCUAAACAGUACAGACAGAAAUUAGCUCUUUGGAAAUUGUCCCAAAACCGCAAACCUCGCUGAUAUUACUUCUCUUCAACAGCAGUUCAAGAAACAAGACCGUGUCUGAAAUUCUUGACAGACUAUUAAUGAAGGGAAACUACGACUCGCGGUUAAGACCCCAUUAUAACGGUAAGUAUAUUUGAUAGCGUUCCUCCUCUUCUCGUUUCGUAGAUAGAUAUUCUGAUUAUUAUAAAAAGAAGUAUAUUAAACUUUACCGCUUAAAUCUAUUAGAAUCCUUCCCUGAGGAACAGUUUGUAAUGAGCCAGCUUCCCCUGUGGAUAGAGUCGACAGCCUAAUUGAUUAAUGAAAUAAUUGAUUGACAGGUGGGCCUGUAGAUGUGACUGUAGGCUUCUGGGUUCUUUCAAUUGAUGCAAUUAAUGUGAUGGAUAUGGUAAGUUAUCAACCGUAAAUAAGUGUUCUCAUUGCCUUAUGUCGUGGUUGACAGCCAGGACAUAUUUGAAUACAUAGAUUACACAAGGAAAGUUCUGCAGUACGAUAGCGCAAAGGAAUCCUUUAUGACCUGCCUUAAUUUAUUUUGUAUAAGUAGGCGAAACCUGUAUGAGCUACAUCAGGAGCACUAAAGGUGAAUGCUACUGGCUUCAAGUAUCCAUUUACAACAUUUCCUUUACUUAUCAUCUAUAUGAUACGCAAUUCUCUCUGGUAGGGCGAACUAAGAGCCUUCUUUGGCUUUUGAUUUCUAAACAGGACUUUUCGCUGGACAUCUUUUUGCGUCAAGCGUGGCGAGACGAGCGACUUGACCACGGCCUCAAUCAAACCAUGUUUCUUAGCAACUUUGUGUUAGACCGUAUCUGGAUGCCAGACUCGUAUUUUGUGAACGCCAAGCAAGGCUCUUUCCAUAAAGUCACCACGGACAAUGUGAUGAUUAUGAUCAAACCAGGAGGGAUGGUUUACUACAACGCUAGGUAAUAGUCACGUGGUGACCAAGCUGAGAGGAAUGUUUAGCCAUAAGAAUGGUCAAAAGAAUGAUCUUUAUUGCGGAGGGAGGGGCGGGGAAUAAAAACCUGAGUAAGGAUUGUGACCCCAGCUGAGCCUGCAGUAAGAUGCUCCAUGAAGUAAGCAGCACAGAAAUUGUCAGCGAUCGAAGACACAAGCAAUGUUGAAAAUGUUUGUGGGUGUUAGACGUAGUUGUAGUUUAGAGUUCAAAAAAAGGCAGUAUUUUGGCUGACUUUAUUUAUCUUUGCAGGCUGACGAUAAAAGCAGCCUGUCCUAUGGAUCUAAGAAAAUUUCCCAUGGAUACUCAACAUUGCCCGUUAACAAUUGAGAGUUGUAAGUCUGGUUUUGGAAAUCCUUGUAUACUUAAAUAGCAACGACAGUAACUAUCCAAAACUAACAAACCUGCGAAACAGAACAAACAAAGUGAUCCCCAUUGUUGAGAAGACAGCGUAGCUUACUUUGUAGAGAGCGCCGGGGUGGAAGAUUAUAGGAGGGAGAAGAGAAGAAGGAGCCAUGAGAAGGGUGUUGGGAAGAUGAAGAUGAGCAGAAGAAUGAACAGGGAGUGGGAAAGGGGGAGAAGAAGCAGAGGGAGGACAGAGAAGGAGAAGUGGGAGGACAGAGAAGGAGAAGUGGGAGGACAGAGAAGGAGAAGAGGGAGGGCAGAGAAGGAGAAGUGGGAGGACAGAGAAGGAGAAGAGGGAGAACAGAGAAUGAGAAGUGGGAGGACAGAGAAGGAGAAGUGAAAGGAGAAAGAUGCAAAGUGGAAUAAGGUGGAGGAGUUGGGGCAAAAGGGGUAGGCAGUGAACAGUGGAGAUUUUCUAAAUCUUAUCGCUGUCAAAAUUGAUAGUGGAGCCAUUAACUUGUGGAAGCACUCAAUUCUUGUGACUGGAGUUGGCAGCGCCACUUGUAUGUCAAUAAUCACUUUUUCUUCUUCCUAAAUUUUUCUUAGUAACGAUUACAAGUGAGAGGCUUUAUGGCAAUCAAGAAAGAAAUAUCAGCAACACCUCAAUGAUUAUAAGAAUGAUUGGGAGAAAACAAUGUUCUCAUGUUCUUGAUGCUGAUAUGCUUUUAUCGAUAGAUGGCUAUAGUGCUGACCACAUCAGAUUCAGAUGGGAGAAUGAACUCACAGAUGGAAUGUCAUUUGUGCCCGGAAGCACCAAAAUGCUGCCUCAAUACCGAUUAACUCAGCUCAGUCUGGAAAAGACCUACAACAAAUACGUAGUCGGUGAGUGUGACUAGAUAGGAUUUUAGUCAAAGUUAAUUUAUAAAGGUGGCAACAUUUUCAAACAGUAUCUACUUCGUCGAUACAAUUUCAGAUUAUAACAUUGGAAAGCAAAAGGUAUAAAGCUCUAGGGUUGCAAUUAAUUAUUGAAACAAGCUGGGCACAUGAUUUCACUUGUCUUGCGCACUGAAAUAUGUCUCGUCUUCCUGUGUCCCUUCUUGAUUACACUUCAGCGCGUAAAGUGUUGUCGGCCUUUCGCAUCCGUAGCAACGACUUGUCUGGAGAUGAGGCCUUUAUAAUAGGGACAGGGAAUAGGAAAUGACGUCAAUGAUUUCUCGCUGAGCCACCUAAUAAAUCGUUAGGAAAAACAUGGAAAGGGCUUACCAGUCAGAAAAUAAUUUUAACCUACUUCUGUCGCAGAUGGCUGAAAAGUAAUCUUUAUCAUUUUUUUUAGCUCAAAACACGACCCCUAACAAGUAUCCCAACUAUACAUUACCAUUCGUCAGAACCCAAAAGAUGUUUCUAAACAAAACGUACAGGAAGUAAAGAAAGACGUACAGCUCCCGUUUUAAAAGUUUAGAUCAAAAUAUUUAAGUUUUAAUUUCUCCCCAGGAAAGACAAUUCUCUUUUUUUUAUCCCCACCAGGUAACUGGUCGGGUAUAAAGGCAACAUUUACGUUUGAACGAAUGUCAAGUUACUUUGUAAUCCACGUGUAUGGCCCAUGUGCAUUGAUCGUUAUCAUUUCUUGGAUCACUUUCGUGCUGCCCCGCAGUUCUCCUCCUGCGCGCGUCACACUGGGAGUUACUUCUGUCCUAACCGUUGUUACCAUUCUUAAUUUGCUCAACAAUUCCAUGCCAAAGGUAAAAUAUGAACGAUCCUUGAUAAAUCUAACUAACUCGAAUAAGCGAGUAAAGUUCUAAUAUCUGUCGUCCAAAUCCAUUAUACGAAGUGAAACAUGCUAUUUCCUAACGGUAUCUGUAAACAAACUUAACUUUCCUUUUUCCCGCGGACUUACGGUCUCAAAAAUAGUUUUAGUUACAGUGGUGAAAUGCUCUGGAACAGUCUACUACUGUAACAUUAGAAAGACAGAAUCGCUAAGUCAAUUUAAGCAUUUACUCCAUCUCAAAUUUAUAUAUGAGAUACACGGCAUCCAUAGAAAACAAGCUUUAGUUGGUGAAUUAAGUAGAAAUAUAUGCACCGAAGUAAGUAAUUUGUUUAGUUAAGAUAACGCUCUUGGCUUUGACUGUUCACGAGUGUAUCGGACGUGAGAGUGAAGCUAAAUAAAUGCUUUGCCAGACUUGACUUUUGCUUUUAGUUUUCAUUGCAAGGCAUUACAUUCAAAGGAAGGAUGUCUAAUAUCUUGAAGAUGGUAGAUUUUUCGUCAAUGUAGCUCGUCAUUAAUGUCUUCCUUUGCUAUUCUCUAUACAGGUGAACUAUGUCAAAACCAUCGACAAAUACCUGAUUGGAUGUUUCCUUUUCGUUUUCGCAAGUUUGAUAGAAUAUUCACUGGUGCUGUUUCUGGCAAGAAGAAUGAAAAAAUAUAAAGAAUCCGACAAUCACCAGAAGAACAAUGACAAAAACAUUGCAAAAUGCUCUUGCAGUAACAGAGCAAUCAGUAAUGGGAAUGUCGCCGUUUCUAGGGUAAGAAACACUCCAGUCUUUCUAAUGGAAUGGAGAUCGAAUCUCUUUGCUAUCCACGUUCCUUACUCAGUCGUUUCUUCGAGGUACGAAUCAAGCCCAAGCGUGAUUAUACCUUCUUAACUAGUUACAGAAGAAACGAAAAUAUGGACUUGUCGCAGAAAGUAGUGAAUGUAGCUCCCAGUGUUGUGGUCUAACCUUAUUUCCAAAACUUCGGGGCGCCUGCAAAUUUCCUUUGAAAUUGUAAACUGCUCAAUGCUGUCUUAUCAAGUUCUCCUUAAGUUGUUGUAAAGUGCAUUAGAGUAAAUUUGUAAUGGCAACAGGACUGAAUGGAAUCCAACUUGGAAUGUAAUCAUUCGGGUGAUUUUUCAAUCCCGAGUAUGAUGAUAGACCGAGUUGAUCACCACUAAGUCCUGUUAUCAAUAUUAUUAAUUACACCAUUACAACUUCCAAAUGAGAAAAUCCAUCUAAUUCAGAAAAUAUCUCGUGUAAAAAAUUACUUGAUUUUGGAAAUUCCCUAGUUUUUGCGAUUGAUGGACUUAGCUGAGUGGACUUAGUAUGAUUUAGCCACUUCUAAUUGUCUGAUUACAGGUGUCCGAUUACAGCCGACUGUCUGAUUCCACUGUCCGAUUGCAUCUCUGCAGAAUAAUUAAUGAAAAAUAAAGCAGCUAAUGUACCAAUCACAUUUGAGGAAAUUGUAACAGCUAUGAUUAGUAAAGAUAAAGCAUGCUUGAUGUAGAGGCCUUGUGAUCGAACAAGGCAGAAAGAACUGAAAUAACUUUUAAGUGCGGAUUUGGAUGUCCUUAACGCACAAGUCAAACUUGAUCCUCUGUUCAUGUACACUUUUAAAUUAAGCAAAACAAAUCAUCAAUUAUUCGGCAUUAUCUAUUGCGCUUGAGCGAAUUCUUACUUAAAAUGUGGAAAAGGAACAUUUGCAAUAUCUUAUAAAUUAUAAAAUCCUACAUAUUUGAAACUAAGACGUUCAUUACCAUCGUUUACAACCUCCCUUAGUUGCCAUUCUUGUUUCUUUUUGUUCAUCACACAGAGAUAUAAGCAAGACAAGAUCUGCAGCCCGCAGCUGGAGAUGGUUGAAUUUGCAAAAAUGGAGCAAGAGCUGAUGAUAAGUGAUCCUUCUGCAGAUAAAAGUGUUGAAAACAAAUGGCUGAGCCUCGAGAAAUGGAGAAAGAAUUUGUACACAGAGGCCAGUGUUCUGGCAGUGGACGAAAUUUCACUUGUAUUAUUUCCAGUCAGUUUCGGUAUUUUUAACCUCAUAUACUGGACUUCUAUCGCCAAAGAUACAGUAUUGUAAAGGCUUUGGCUGUUCAAAGCCUUCUUUCCCUUUCGAUUCGCCUCGUUAGUUUUUCCUCUUAGAGAAGUGUUUGAUCGAAAAGAAAGAUAAACAAGCGAACAAGCAAUCCAGCACAGAGGCGUACUGACACGUAAAAACAGAGCUUACAUCGGUUUCGUGGCAUGAAGCGACAAAGCGUUGUAACAACUAUCCCCUGAUAGGAAGUUAGUUCGUUACAUGUUGCCUCCAACAUUUGAUCACUUUUCUUGCUUGACUCUCCACAUCCCUGAGUGGAGAAAUGGAUGUGUCUCUACCUAAGGAUAAUCCUUCCCCUACGUCUCAUCGUGCGUGGGUGUUUAUAAGUAACUAAAUCGAACUGCCAAAUGUUGAGCUAAGAAUCCAUUCAUAUUAAAUAAUCAUAUUCAUUCCGUUUGCCCAGGAGGACGGAGUUUCAGCAAAGAUUUGCUUUAAUCUCUUAUUAGAAACAUAAAUUUAUUCUUUAGUAGGGGAUCCUAAAAGGAAAAAAGCGAUGAAAUAAUGAAGACUGUUUAGAUAUGAUCAUGGGUAAAUAAAUGAUGGUUUGGUGAUGUUAAAGCCAAAUAACUAGUUCUGAUAAAUAUCCAGCCUGGGGCUUUUUUGGUACAAGGUACGACCACUCUCAACACUGACAAGCUGAAGGCAAACACUUACUCCUGGGGUCGUAUCCACAACAAAGAAAACACAACGUCGAUAAACAUCAACAAAAUCCACAUAAAUUGUGUAUAAAAGUUGUUUACAUUAUUACUUAGCGUUUUGAUCGAGAUAGUAGUAAAAUAUAAGUUGUUUUUCCUUUAACCUUACAAAUAAAGGAGAAUAAAGUAAAGUUGUUUAUGUUUGUCAAUACACUUUGGGACUUGACAUGGUAUUUUCAUAUUAAAGACUCCCUUGGUAAAGCCAUAAAAGACUGACCCCUGCUUUCUCUAACCUAAAUUCCGUUAGUAGCAAAUGCUUGCCGUUAGAAUCAAAGAUAACGGCAUAUCUAGAUCUAUGGGAUACAAUACACAGCGUAGAUUUAACAUGUUGUCAUGUUAUGCUACAGGCUCUAUUUGAGCUAACAAAUUUUCGCUUUGCAUACUUAAUUUUCCUUUCACAACCAUGAUCAUUGACCAAUUUUCUCCCAACUGAGAAUAUGUUGACCGGCCCUAAUAUAAAAAGGAGCAGUUGCUACACUUUCUCUUUUCUGCACAUGCCUAAGACAUGUUAAGAAUAUCUAAGGAUGAUAAACUGAUUAUCAUCAAGGACUUUGUCGGAGGUUCAAUUGCAUUUACGGUUUACUUCCUUCAUCUUCGUUUGACACAAGUACGAAUUUGUAGCAUUAUCAAUGAUUUUCACUUCUUUUUCCUAUCUUAAGAUAGAAAAAAAUAAAUCAACUACUUCAAUAUUCAAAGAAUGAAAAUGUCUUCACGUGAUCACGCACUAAAAGGUAAGGGUAAGGGAGCACAAACUCAGUUCACGCUAACUCUUUCGAGGUUCACUUUAAUGUGGUUGCAAAUUUCCCUCUUCUUGGCUUUGACUGGUACAUCGCGGGUGUGCUUGGUUGUGUUUGUUUUCAUAAGAUGUUGUUAUAAGAUGAAUUCUUUGGGAAAAUAUGUAAAAUGAGAUAACACUUUCCACCUGCUGCGAGUAAUUUAAUGUGGUUUUAAUCAACCACUUUUAAUGUUUACGACAAGGACACUAGGACAAUCGAAGACUCAUUACGAAAAUAGGAGAAUAUUUAAUCGAAUUAUCUCAUUUCGUGAGUUUUUUUUUCUAGGGGACCGAAUAAACCCAGAAAAAAAAAAGAAAAAGUAAAAGAAAGAAAACUCAAGUGGAACCCUGCAUGUUUUUUUCAAAGGCCUCGAAAUAUUUUGCAAAUUUAGGUCUCUAGUACCAUGAAUAAUUGAUUAAUUUUGUGAAGUACAAACGCUUCAAUAUAAUGCAUCUUGUGAGCGAUUGACAAACGUUUGUAAAUGAGGUAGCAGUGAAAUAACGGUCUUUCCAUUGUGUUAUUUAUCGCUUGCUGUGUGUAUCAAUUACACAGCAUUGUCAGGGUUCGUAAAUUUAAUGGAUUUGUUUACUUUUUGCUGACUUCACCGACAACGGGGCGUUGAUUUGUCUACGGUACGUCUUCUCAUACUUUCCAUUUCAUUAAUAAUGGACCUUAGAAAACUAAUCACAAGCAACGCUUAUUUCUUAUUGGCCUUGUUAAUUUUUUCCAAUCUAUAUUUAAUUCUGUUUUGCUUCAAAGUGAAGUCCUGGGACUAAAAAUUUUAAAUCGACACACGGAUGAUUUACACUGCUGUCAAACUCCACGAAAAACAAAGACCGGAACAAUGAAACAUCGAAGUAGUUUCACUUUAAGAUUUAUAUUCCUUGGAUUUCUUUGCAUCGAAAGCGCCAGGUGGGUCACGUAAUAAUGUUUAAUCCAACACGUUUAAAUUUACGAAUAACUUGCUUAACACGUCCGCUGCUCGGCGCCAACGGCAUUACAACUUGGUGUGUGUAUUACGCGUGGACUUGAUUCAAUUAAUUGCAAUUCGCCGUCUUUCCUACUUACAUCUGUUACUUUUCUAUUAUAAUUUGUUAGUCAGCCUCGCUUUUAUCCUAGUGUGGCGGUACAUAAUCAGUACACACCAGCCGAGCGGAUAAAGAAACACUGAGAGACAACAGGCGAUAAAACAUUAUACCAAACAGGAAGCAAGCCAUUUUGAGCUGAAUAUUAGUCAUAACUUACAACGAAAAAAAGGCGUUCCAAAAACACAGUUUAGGGAAAGAGCUGUUACAAUUAUCUUUCACCUAUUGUUCCAGAAUUAGCGUUUACAAUGUCCACAUGAUCUUGCCGCGAGUAGUUUCACGCUGGCAUACAGAACAGAAGAGGAGACAGAGAGAGGAGUGGGGAUGUGUGAGGAAGAAAGUAUACAGAAAACUAACAAAAAGACUGGCAUAUGAUUUUAUUGCCGAUUCUGAGGGGCAAGAGCAACGUGGAAUCGAAUGAAGGAAUGUAAAUGAAAAUUUUAGUUUUACUUCGGAAUCAAAAUACUUUCCUAUGCGUCCUUCGCUAAAAUGGAAUGUGAAAUUGGAAAUAUACAUUAAUAUAGAUCUAGGUUUUCUCACUAAUUGAUGGAUGAAAAGGGUGAUCCAAAAUCUAUGAGGAUAGAGCUAGAAUCACGGCGCGGCACUAAGCCUUUGAUGCAAAGCUUUAACGUUGAAUGAAAAACGAGGUCUGAUGCUAAGAUACCAGAGUCUGUAUUCAAAGGUGUGUUAUCUUAUCAAUGCACCAGCGCUUCUCUCUUAAACAUUUUGAGAGGAAAACUUUCCUCCUAGAUUUCCCUUUGAUCCAUGCCGAGAACAUUUAAGGCAAUCAUAUAAAUUUUUAGCAUUUGUUCUUCCAUAUUUUUUCUUAAAGUUUAACAAAGAUCUGGUGACGCUCAACUAUUGCCGAGAUCGCUUGCGAAAGAUUACAAUAAGUAGUGCGUGUAACUAAGCACAAGUUGAAGUAUCACUUGGGAAACAGGUUUUAGAGUAAAGUAGAAAAUCUUGAUAACGAUCACCUUAUUGAAAUGGAUUACUUACAGACGAAGCCAUGAUUGAAAGAUUAUAAGACCAAACAAGAGAUUAGGAUCAGGAGCAAUUUUCGCCCGUCUAUGGUAGACAUAAUUUUUUUUUUUAAAACGCUCUUUCCCUUUAGUCUAUAGAUUUGAUGUGCCUGUUGUCAUUCAUUACCGUUCACUCCGAGAUCGACACUAUUUAAAAGCUGGACUCGAUAUUGCCUCAAAAAUACUGCAAAAGUGCAGUUAUGGGUUAUACAAAAUUUCAUUUUCCAUAAGAAACACACAGCGGGAAAUUUGUAUUUUCUUGUAUUCGUAGACAGAGAUUUUUAUCGUAGAAAGCGGUACCUUUGUGCAUAGAGUUUUGCUUGAUUGUUUUGCUAUUCAUUGCUGAAGAAUAAAUAUGGAGGCUUGUCAAGAUAUGUGGACUGAUAAGGAUUAACUAGACUGGUGUUGACUGAGAAAGAAGUGCGAUUGGAGGAAUUACAUAGAUUGGAGUGGAAUUACUGUAUCUAGCUACAGUUUAGGCUUAAACAUGGCAUUUGUGUCUUUUUUUGGAAGACAUAGUAAUAAUUUGAUCACUAAAUUGUUACUCUCUGUUUUGUCUUUCGAAACUACAGUGCAAGUAACAAGACUGUUUCUCAAAUUCUCGACAAACUAUUGAUGAAGGGGCACUAUGAUUUGAGGCUAAGACCCAAUUAUGAUGGUAAGUUUCUUAUACAAGUCACUGUCCUCAACUCAGUUCCCUCAGAAUAACGAAGCAAUCAAGAUUGACACUAAAGGAUGAUCUUUCUUUAAAUCUUAAUUAAUGUCUGGCCCCGGUCUUUCAAAGUGUGAACAACACCGUCUAUUGGAUAAGUCUCUACCCUUUAGAUAGCGCAGUGUUUUGCUAAUACUUACCUGUUGGAUGUCGAUUUUUCCUUUGGAUCGUGUUAACCACCCUUUGUACAACUGAGCUCUGGCUAAAAUAGAUUCGGGUGGGGCAGUUUCGCCAGUUCCAUUUUUGUCAAAAACAUUGGAAACUUGUCGCAUGUACUAUAUAUCAUACCGUGUUCAUUUUUCUGUUUUUCAGCACUAAAGGUUUUAUUUACUUUUUGUAGGAUUGGACACCGUCAUACCGCAUGAAAAUAUUCAUGAUGAAGAGAGAAUAGUUUUUCGUCUUGUCACAAGCGUGAGGCAAAGAAAAAAUUCUGAGUCCUUUGAGGAACCGAACCUUAGACCUUCGGAUUCCGCGCUUCGAUGCUCUAUGUCGAAUCGAUACUCCGAUGUCUCACGCUCUCACGCUCGUGACAAGACGAAAAACAUCUCUCUCUAUUUAUUUUCCGAGCUCAAAACUUAACAUCUCUCUUAUUUCUAUCUACAAACAUUACGCUAUCGACAUUACUGAUACUAGCAGUAUGGAGGACGCGUGUCAAAUGAACUUCGUAAUAGACCUCGCUCACCAUGGAGUCUCUGUGGCUCAGUGGUAGAGCAUCGGAACGCGGAAUCCGAAGGUCUGAGGUUCUGUUCCUCAUGGGGACUCAGAAUUUUUUCUUUGUUUCGCGCUCGUGACAAGACGAAAAACAUCUCUCUAUUUCUUUAUCGAGCUCAAAACUUACCAUCCCUCCAAUUUCUAUGCACGUUAACGUCUUGUAUGUGAAGACAAGUAUCUUAACAACUGACUGUCAAGAGGGUUCACUAAGUGAUUAAUUGACUGUCAGAAUAAUUAAUUGAUUCUCUGGCUUUACUAUGGUGGUAACCUCUAUGAAUUGAAAAAGACCUUUUUGAGUUACUGACCGAAUCUUUGCUUUACUGAAUCACUGAUUGAUUUUUCGAAUUUACGCGAGAUUGAAUAACUCAAUGACUGACUGAUUGAUUGUCGAUUGAUUGACAGGUGGUCCAGUGGAUGUUACAGUUGGUUUCUGGGUUCUUUCCAUCGAUACCAUUAAUGUGAUUGAUAUGGUGAGUAAUGAAACGUAAAAGUCUAGGGAAGGAGCGAUUAGUCACCCCUUACAUUCAAAUAAUGAAAAUACACCACAUACUUUAUCUUUCAAACACUCAUUUAUUAGGUUCUAGAUAUUGUUUAUGUAAAAACCUUUUACGCUACCUGAUUUUACAGUUAUUACGAAUCUUAAUUGUGGUAUAAAACAAACAAACUUUAAAACAUCAUGUGAAAGAAUAUAACAUACAUACAUAUUUAACAUUAAUUCAACCAUUUUCUAAAAUAGAUCUCUUCCCUAAAUCAGUAUACUUCUUAACAGUGCAAGCAUUGCAAGAAAUUACACUCAAGAGACACUUGUGAGUAAAGCUUCCCUUUUCAAUGACUUAGCAAAUGCGGUAAUGUAAAGCAGCUUAUAAUUAAGACUGAUUUAAAGUACAGAAAAUUAUCAAAAUAAGACAGAGGCAACAAAUGGUCCAGUUCCUGCACAAGAAUAUAGAUCUUGUUUGAUUUGUGCAUAUGAAAAACAAAGAGCCUUAGAGCAGUAAAGAGUAUUCUUCCAGUGGAUUUGAGAAUACAUGCACUCAUAUUGCUACUUUAGAUAUUAUCAAAAUAUAAACUAUCAGCAAGUACUACCGCAGGUAUUUGCCAAGUCAUUGAAAAUAGAGGAAACAGUGACAAGAGUCUGCCUGUGCCCAAUUUCAAGCAAUGCUUGCUCUAAAAAAAGUCAAAAUUGCCUUUGACCGAUUGUAAGAAAAUAUAAAUGAGCCAAGUAACCCAAUGAGAGCAUCAAGAAUCUUUUCUUGUGAGAAGUGACAAAAUUACACUUCCCUCUGUUACUAUAUUCAGGUGAUCGAUGUAUUGAAGAUCUCCAACAAUUAAAAUUUGUGCUGGACAUAAUCUCUGAUUGCUGAAUCAACAUCAGCUACUCUAUGCAAUAAAAACCAGUUUUACAACCACAUUAAAAUCAAGCCAAAGUACAAAAAGUGCCUGUAGCCAGAAAAAAAAAAAAGAAUAUAUAUAUACACACUUAAGUUAAAGAAUUAAAGAGGACGCAUCAAUUCUCUGUGACUGAGUUUUGUGCCUAAGGGCUUGUCAGACAGAAAAGUUCUGUCUGACAAGUGCUUAAAUGCGAAAUUCAGAGUCACAUAGAACUGAUGUGUCCUCUUUAAUUCUUUAACUUAUGUAUACUUAGCUCUGCUACCACAGCAUUGAGCACUUUAUGCCAAGGUAGACUCUACCCCCACAUUUACAUAUAUAUAUAUAUUGUUUUUCUAAAACUACAAGCUAAAACACCAGAAAUGGAAGUGGAAGUUUAGCUCAAUGUGUGUAAUUUGUCUCCCAUUAAAGACUUGAAAAACUAAUGUAUGACUCCCAAAAUAUCUGAAAAAAUCAGCUAUUCUAUGUCCAAUAUUUAUCUAAUGGUUUGACAACAGGAAUAUUUUAAAAAAUUGCAAAAUCAAAAAAUCUAAACAAAAAGGCAAAAUUAAUACAACCCCAAAGUACUUGAACCUUUGUAUCUGGACUUCAUUGGCAAAUGGGCUCAGAAAUUUUAGCUGUUCAUCUUAGUACCAAAGUAGCAGUUUUUUGGACUUGUACCUCCAAAAUGGUCACAACUUCAUUAAAUGCAUGUGAUGACAAACACACAAGAACAAAGGUCAUGAACUUAAAAGGUGAGAGUGAUUAUUUUGCAACUUUUUAGUUUAAGUCAAGAGAUUCAGCACCACAAAAUUGUCUCUCUUCACUGCAAGCAGAAGAGGUGAAGCAAUAGAUUUUUAGACCAUACCAAUCCAUUCAGUUUCCAAGUCAACUUAGUCUAGUAUCCUGCUAACCAUACAAGGCUACUCUGCAAUAAUUUUUUUUUGCAAUCCACUGUUUCUCAGAGUACUUUAGGCUGCUGAUGAGAUAUCCCUUCUUGGUAUCCAACUCUACUGAGGCAGAGAACUGUACAAAAAAACAAACAAAUGAGCAAAUUAAUUUGUUGUUGGAGAACAGUAAAUUUUUGCAACUACAAAGUUGCAAAAUAUUUGUAAGCAAACUGUGCAUAAGAAGUAAAAACACAAUAAUGGUGAUCAUCAAUGAUGUAUUUUCACCAAACUGUAUAUGUACUUAUCAAGAAAAGAAAUCAUACCUCUAUGCACUUCAGUUUUAGUUCAGUAUUCAUGAAUAAAUAAGGAUUGCUUGUAGACUUAAAAAACAAAACAAAGAAAAGUUUCUUACCCUCGAUGGUAGUUGGAAUUUUGAAAGCCAUUCAGGAGGAACCUGUAGGUAAAUAUUUGUUUUCAAAAAAAUUAAACUGUCUGAUAACAUCCUAUCAAUUCACUAAUUUUUUAAUUUACCUGAUUUAAAAAUUGGGUUUACUUUGUUUUAUGCAUGGUGCAAGUAAAUACAUAUCUAAUAUAUUUCAAUAAAAAUAAAGCAAAUCUCGCCAUUUUUGUAGGUGCAAUCCCCGAGAUUUGUCAUCUUUAACUGACCAACUGGCACCUUGUGUGUUUUCCUUUAGGAUAUAAUCGAAAGAAAGUAAUCGAUAAUGUACUCUUCACCAUCCUGCUAAGUUUAAUAUACAAGAACUUACUUAGACAGUGCUCAGUUCUGUCGCCUCGUCCGUAAAACAGAGAUCCUUGGGCGAUUUACCCUUUUCUUUCGGUGCCAAUGUCACCUCUAAAUUUUCAUAAUCGCUGAUGUUAUCUGAAUCAUCAAUCGACGUUUGAACCGUCUUACUCGAAGGACUUGAUUCUGCACGCUGAAAGAGUGAGAGCCAAAAAAUCAGCUUAAGUGGAUGCAAACAAAGACAUAGACAUAAAAAUAUCAGUUCAUCUUUUCAAGAAAAAGAUUAAGAAUUCAGAGUGAGAGAUCCUAAAAUCAGAGAAUCUUGAAAUAAGUUAAAUCCAUCUUGUGCAAAUGCAGUAUUCGAACUGUAACCGUCUCUAUCUCUCGGCGCCAAAAUUUGAUCACGUGACUUUAGUUGCGAAACCGCUGAGACUCAACAAGACUCGGGAGAAGAGGCGAACCAUUCAUGCGUCAAAUUCUCUGGUAGGAAAAUUAAUUAUCGUACCGACGAAGAACUCGUGUCAUCUCUAGGUUCAGCGUUCAUUGCAAUCAAUUUCUUGAGCUUUAGACGCUCUUUCAUAAUAGGGAUGUAGUGCCUUGGUACGUCUGCAUCUUGGGCGAUGGCAAGGAGAUCUUGACCAUCGCAACCGUCUUUUUCUGCAAGAUAAGAUACGAACAAAGAUCAAUGGAGCGGUUAAGUUUGUGAAUGUAAAGUUGCAGUAAAAUACGUUGUUAAGAAAUUUCUUUUGCCUACCUUUCCUUUCUUAAGUCUCAUUCCAUGCGACUGUAGCCAAGAAACAGCCUCUUCAGUGACGAAUUCGCUGCUAUAAUUCAUUGUUUCCGACGCACGUGGUCUAGGUUCGACUAAUGCCAUCACAGGCAGCUCACGCUCACGUCUCGAGAAAAAGCCAACGAUUAAUUCGUUGUGUGACUCGGUGUUCAGUUACGAGAGGAACCGUUGAAAAUUUGAACACUUUAUAAGGAAUAGUAUAGGGAACGAAAUAUGGUCGAAAAAAGAAAAUUAUUUUUUCUUUUUUUUUUCAAAAAUUGCACCUCGUUGGGGCCAAAUUGGUCAAUCCUACUUGGCUCUUGGAAGGGCCAAAUUGAGAAAAAGUUCCAAAGUAGAAUUCAUAGGGGCCAAUUCAGAUUUUGGAGGGGUCGAAAUGGUACCUGUCCCGCCCGUUUUGGCUCAAAUAGUCCAAAACGAACCUUGAUGGGCCAAACUGGCCCUCGAGAAAUUGGGGCCAAUUUGGCUUUUGGGGUCAAUUUGGCUCUUUUCAUUUUACAGUGCACGGAAGCUCUCUGAGUGCAUGGCGGCAUGACAAGAGCUCUCUAGAUUAAGCAGAGUCCGUCAUUUUCGGUAUCAGUUACCGUUUUUUUUCCUUUUUUCCAAAUUGUUGAUGACAGUGGGACUGUUAGACAUACAUGCUGAGCAAUCGACAAUACUGAUUAUCAAAACCUGUAACAAGAAGAAAGGAAAAACUUGUGUCUUCAUUUGGUUGCCUGGCCACGAUGAGGGGAUAGAAUUAGAAAUAACAACAGAGGGGGGGGAGGAAAGGGGGGACACGGGGUAAGGAACGGGGGGCACGUGCGUCGCGAUCAAAGCUCAAUUUAGAAGUUUUAAUAGAAUUGGCAUCUUCCUCAGAUUGCUAUUGGCGGCAGGAGAUACCGCCUAGAUAAUAUUUCUUUAGAGAAUUAACAGCGCGUAAGCCAACAAUGACGAUCUUUAUUCUGAAAACACUACGAUUACUCGUUUCCUCAGGACUUCUCAUUGGACAUCUUUUUUCGUCAAGCCUGGAAAGAUGAGCGUCUCGAUCAUGGCCUCAACAAAACCAUGUUUCUUAGUAAUUUUGUGUUGGACCGCAUCUGGAUGCCAGAUACUUACUUUGUGAACGCAAAACACGGAUCGUUUCACAAAGUCACGAAAGAAAAUGUAAUGAUUAUGAUCAUGCCUGGAGGAAUUGUACACUACAAUGCCAGGUAAACUUUGGGGAAUACUUUCAAGAAGUUAAAGUCGUCUGAAACUGAGACCUAAGCAGUACGUUUUUGUGACAAUUGCUAAGCGCGAUUGAGAACACGGAUAGGAGGACAAGAAAAUUUAGUUAAACGUUAUUAAUUUGCGCGACGCCUUGUCUAGUAGCUGCUCUGAGUUUUUAAGGACGGAUGGGGGCUGCCCUAAAAUAACGUUUCACAAUCAUGGUUUGUAAAUUGGUGUUCCAAGAACAAAAAGCAGUCGACAAUUGCUCGUCCAUCUGUCCGUUAGUCCGGGAGUAUGCCAUCAGUGAUAGCGCUUCAGUAGGAGCGUUUCUUCGCCUGCAAAUAAGUUUGAAGCGUUGAGAAACGUGAGCCGGCGAGAUGUAAGCAAGUGGUCUUAUUAGUGCCACAUCCCUAGCCGAACUCUCGUCAGCUCGCUUUGCUCAAGGCGUUAAAUAUACUCGAAAGCGGAUAAACGUUCGUGCCACAGCGUUUAAUAGUAAUGAAGGCUUGCUUUCUUUUUGAACACACGAUUUAUGCACCGUCCAUCGACCUCCAGACUCAAAAGCAACCUCUUCUGGUUUGCAGCAUGAGAUUCUCGUGCUUGUAGAGGUUAGUUGCAUACAAAGGUAUUGGGUUAACACAAUACCAUAAUGAUUACCUUCAAAAGCUUGCUUACGUACCAUUCACUACAGGUAAAGAGAUUAUCCUCUCAAGUAAGCUGCAGUUAAAGAAAUCUCUAAAAAGAAGCCUACAGGCUUCGACCAGAUUUGAACCCGCGCUUGCCAGUUAAUAGUUGGGCGCUGUCAUGAAUGCUCACUCACGAGCAUCACUUAUUUUAUUUGUAUUUCAUGCGCAGGUCAAAAUAUGAUUUAUUUCUUAAAAUUGUGUACCAUUUACUAAAUUAGAAUUUGGAAGUGUGCAUAAUCAAUUCUUUUCGCCUCACCAGAAUCACAAUUAAAGCAGCCUGCCCUAUGGAUCUAAGAAAGUUUCCGAUGGACACUCAACACUGUCCUUUGACAAUUGAGAGUUGUGAGUACUUCUAGCAGUUCUAAAAAAAAAAAUGAUAAUUUAGACACCACGCCAGAGAUUUCCCAUGCGUUCGGACUUUUAUAGGUGACACUUCUCUGAAGUAGUGUUAUGACAAUGAAUUUCAAAGAAACAAACCGCAAACCUACGUCGGCAUAUCAUGGAUAUCAAAGUUUGUGUUUCGUUUUGAAGUAAACUGAGAAGAGUUCAAAACAAGCUAUUUGAUGUGAUAACGUUGAGAUUGACGAUGACAAGAAAGGCAACAGAGAUUAUCAUGACGAGGAUAACUAGACCAUAAGGAUGACGUCUGUGGUUACGAUGACGAUGCUGACGUUAAAGAUGACUCUAAUGCAGACCCCGAUGAUUGGUAGGACGUAAACGAUAACGGCUGAAAAAAAUUCUUCAUUUGACUCUGAUAAUGACUUCCGCUCAGGUCAUCGAAACGUCAGUCACUUCUACCGAGAAUAGUCCUUCUCGAGACUUCUCUCACCUGAACGAUCAGACUACACGAUAAAAUGAUGAUGAUGAUAGCCACUUCUUACUGAUUCUACUACCGACCUUCCUUAUGGUUUAAACUGUCAUUUUCCAUGUGAUAAUUUCUCUCAACAGACGGUUACAGUGCUGACCACAUCAGAUUUAGAUGGGAACAGGACCUCACUGAUGGGAUAUCAUUUGUUCCCGCCAAAUUGAAAAUGUUGCCCCAAUACAAUUUAGUCGAGCUGAGCUUGAAAAAGGAUUUUAACAAAUACGUCGUUGGUGAGUAAACAUAAACAGAAUUCUGAUGAGAGACAUGCUAGUUAUAAAUGAACGAAAUUACAAGUUUCUAUACUAAACAAUUUAGUCGAGCUGAGCUUGAAAAAGAACAAAUACUUUGUUGGUUAGUGUGUAAACAAAAUUCUGAUGACAGGCAUGCUGAUGAUGAAUGCUCGAAAAUAUUACUUUAUAAACAAAGCUGUUUUCGGAAUUCAAACUCUUCAUCGAUGAAAAUUGUUAGCGCUUACAUGUAGACUGUUCAAGUAUUUUCAGCUAUGUCAAUUGUUUCUUAUUUUAAUUUAUUAUCAAAUGAGACUAAAAUUAACAAACUGGAAAGUCUUGAAAGUACUUCUUGUUGCAAUUCCCAAAAAACUGUGUGGCGCAAAUUAAUAUUAACCGUGAAUUCAAGGCAAUCUGCGAUGAGCCAGGCAAAUUAGAAUUCAUAGUCGGAGAAUGGUGGCGUUGCCCAAAAGAAAAAUCGUAGCACAUUUCAGUGACAUAAAUUUAUAAGUUACAAUCAUUUAAUUACCACUGAUAUUUUAUGUACGAUGAGUAAACUAAAUGGUAAGACUAAUUGACUUCUUCCAUAUAUCUUACGCUAGGAAACUGGUCCUUCAUAAAGGCGAUAUUUACAUUUCAACGAAUGUCCAGUUAUUUCUUCGUCCACGUGUAUGCACCAUGUGCAUUGAUCGUUAUCAUUUCUUGGAUCUCUUUUGUGCUGCCACGCAGUUCUCCUCCUGCGCGUGUCACCCUGGGAGUUACUGCUGUCCUUACUGAAGUUACCAUCCUAAAUAUGCUCAACAACUCUAUGCCAAAGGUAACUUGCGUUGAAAAUUGUUUUUGAUAUUUAGUUUUAUAGAAGUAGAGUUCAACCAAUGUUUAGUGUGCUAGCCAGUUUAACUGACUGGCGAACUGGUAUACUGUCAGACUGAUUUAAUGGUUGACUGAGUGGUUGGGUGCCUAACUCACUAACAGACUGACCGUGCUGACUAACUCACUAAUGGACUGACUGCACAACUUAGACUUUAACUGACUGACUGACUGUUUGACUGCUAACUAACUGAAGAGCUGAAUGAAAAGUUGACUGAUGACUUGAAAAUUAUUUACUGAUUGGAUGACAGGUUUUGCCCAACUUUAUUCGCUACACACUAUACAUGACCAGCCUGAAUUCACAUCAUCACAGUCAUUCACUCGCACAAAUAUGAAAAUAGCACAAAAUACGAGAAAGAGAGAAUAGAAAACAAAGGAAAGUUAGAAUUAAGAAAUGUUUGUUUUAAUCCUAUGCAGGUAAACUAUACAAAAACCAUCGACAAGUACCUCAUCGGGUGUUUUCUGUUCGUGUUUGCCUCAUUGGGAGAGUAUUCAAUUGUGUUAUUUUUGGCAUCCAGAAUGAAGAAAUAUCGGAAAAUCCAAGAGUUAGAAAAGAGUAACCACAAACCCAAUAACAAAGACGCCUCUGAUGAUAACAAGGAAUGGAGAAACGGAGACGGGGUUACAAACAGAGUAAGUGGAAUGGUAAUGAAGGGCAACUGUUUUUCAUCAACAGGGAAAUCGGAAUUUUUAUCGCAAAAUAAUCCAACUUCCUGGAUAGAUGGAAUGGGAAGGAUAUGUAGAGGUGUAGGCUAAAUGCAAAACGUUGAUGUGGUUUUCGGUUUUAAGGAGAAAAAUUAAGUGCACAUGUGAACUUCGUUUGUGGUGCGGUUAGCUUGCCAACGAAAUACUUGUGGCUCUAUUGAUAGAGUAUCUUGCUUGACAUAUGAAUGUAUUGAGUUGAUACGAGUCCGUCCCUUAACUUCUCAGUCGACCAGGAGGUGGUGAAGAGGGCGAUAUUUAGGGUUAAUGUUGGGGGGAAAGAUUACAAGACGAACUUUCAAUACAGUCGAGAUGCAUUAGCACAAUACUCGCUACUAAGAUUUGAAUCCGAACUUACAAUGCGAAGUGAAGUACUUCGCGACCAUUCUCCCUCCUUUCCACAACAAGAAUUGUUAUGUUUACCGCGGUGAUGUUCAGGAUUUUUCACGAUGCAUGCUUGCUUCAAAAAGGAACUUAUGAUUUUUGAGAGGGGAUUGGGCACAAAGCUAGGAAAAAAUACGAAAAUUUUCAUCAAUGAAUUCUCAUCGCUGCCGUUUUAAUGCACAGAGAGGCAAUCCAGACAAGAUAUGUAGCACACAGUUAGAAAUGAUGGAAUUCGCAAAAAUGGAGCAAGAACUGAUGAUAAAUGAUCAUCAUGAGGUUAAAGCUGCGCGAAGCAAAUGGCUGAGCCUCACGAAUUGGAAGAACCGUUUGUACACAGAGCAAGCUGUUUUAGCUGUCGAUGAACUGUCUUUGAUAGUGUUUCCCAUCAGCUUUGGCAUAUUUAACAUCGUUUAUUGGAUGGCUGUAGCACGCGAUAUGUAA
This is a messenger RNA of Pocillopora meandrina, 35610 nucleotides long. The record is from the annotation of a GenBank genome assembly. Lineage: Eukaryota; Metazoa; Cnidaria; Anthozoa; Scleractinia; Pocilloporidae.